AUGUCGCGUGACGAGAGUGACAUUCUCACGCAACUGUCACCCAAGAUGACGGACCCACAACAACCAACAACAACCCAACAAAGCGAGAAGGAACACAGCAGCAAGGCUUGUCCCCCUCUAGCACCACGGCUGGCGCCGCCAUGGCUGCUGGAGCUCCCUGAUGAGCUACUGGAGCGUGUGCUCUCCUUCCUCCCAGCACAGGACCUCCUGCACGCAGCACAAGUGUGUCACAAGUUUGCCCGUUGCGCUGAGCAUGAGUGUCUUGCACGAUGCCGAAAGCGAGGCCUUCGCGUGCCGCGACGCCCGCGGGGAUACCUGGCAGCUGCGCCGUUCCCAAAGCGCUACUUCUACCACAUGCAGCUGUGCGUGAAUUGCCACAGGGAGGGCGCGUGGAUCCUUCGUCGUGGUCGGCGCGCAGUCCAAGUUGGCGUCGCCUGCAAGCAGUGCCUCCACGAUAGGGCGUUUCAAGCGAUGCUCGAUGCACACCACCUUACCGUUGAUGUCUACAGCAAACGCGGUGCCAAGCUGACCAAACUAUAGUGGCCUUGUUCCUGCUGCUUUGAUAACGGACGUAUCUAAUCUCGUCUUGUGUUGUGUUGUUGUCACAUCACACCACAACGCCCCAUCUUGCAACACCACUCCACAUCACCUUCCCCCCUCCCGGCGGCCAAUCUCCCCCUUCUCCCCUAGCCUCGCUUGCUUCGUCGUGUUCGCAUGUGCGUGUGGUGCUGCAUGUUUAUUGCUCGAGGAUGCUGUAGUAUUGAACAGAGUGACCUACACAGGGUG
Messenger RNA from Salpingoeca rosetta, 786 nucleotides. RefSeq lists its product as uncharacterized. Gene Ontology annotation, molecular function: protein binding. The transcript is spliced from 6 exons. The record is from RefSeq and is a predicted model, not a curated record. The coding region runs from base 1 to 540 and encodes 179 amino acids. NCBI's taxonomy places the organism in Eukaryota, Choanoflagellata, Craspedida, Salpingoecidae.